AUGUCGGGAUCAAGCCACAUCAUGACAUUGUUUGGAGGCGAGGUGUUCAAACAUCAGGGCGCCGAGAUGAGGAAGCGAAGGGAGAGCCCGUGCGCUUCCGAGACCGUCGCGUUGCUCAGUCCCCUGGGGACGAUCCGAGUCGACGCGUGUGAGAAUGGCGUACACACCAUCCAGAUCCUAAUGGAUGUCGCACCUGCUGAAAGGAGCGGCGAGACCCCCCCGAGCUGCCGCGUGGUCAACGGCGGCCCGAAGGAAACGAGCCCUGAGUUGCAGCGCUGCGUCGAAUGGCUCCAGGCAUACUUCGGCGAUCCGCGCAGCACUGGGAGUCUCCAGCCGCCCGCCUUUCACCACCCCGCCCUAAGAGCAGACACUUUCACCAGUCGCGUGCUGCACAUCCUGUUCAGAGACAUUAAAAUCGGGGAGACAGUCUCCUACAAACGCCUGGCUGAGAUGGCGGGAAACCCCGGUGCGGCGCGGGCGGUGGGCGGAGCCAUGAGGAAGAACCCGAUUCCGCUCAUCAUCCCCUGCCACCGAGUCAUUUCGAGCAGUGGCCAGAGCGGCCCGUACAUGAGCGGCAGGGGCGACCACCUCAAACAAUGGCUGCUCGCCCACGAGAGACACCGCGAGGAGGGCUGA
Nerophis lumbriciformis (worm pipefish) is the source of this 636-nucleotide messenger RNA. NCBI's taxonomy places the organism in Eukaryota, Metazoa, Chordata, Actinopteri, Syngnathiformes, Syngnathidae. The record is from RefSeq and is a predicted model, not a curated record.